AUGCUGGCUGUGCAUCCUGGGGAAGGAGGAAACGAACUCUCACAACAAAGUACACCACUAGAGUGUUUGCAGAUCGAAGGAGGACCCUUGUUAGCGCCAUCCUUCGCUACAGUUCGCGAGGUACCACGUCGAUCCCAACCGCCAUCUCCACCGCGUCGCUUCGAGGUGCGGCCGCUCACGCAACUGCAACGUGCUUCCUGUCGUUUUGACCCUACUAUACACUUGUAUGCGACAUUCAGCAGAAAAACAGGAGUGAAAACUGCUUCUUUUCAGACGUAG
This is a messenger RNA of Necator americanus (New World hookworm), 279 nucleotides long. RefSeq lists its product as uncharacterized. The coding region runs from base 1 to 279 and encodes 92 amino acids. Lineage: Eukaryota; Metazoa; Nematoda; Chromadorea; Rhabditida; Ancylostomatidae. The record is from RefSeq and is a predicted model, not a curated record. The transcript has 3 exons.